Messenger RNA from Sorex fumeus (smoky shrew), 1386 nucleotides. RefSeq names its product tripartite motif-containing protein 60-like. The record is from RefSeq and is a predicted model, not a curated record. The coding region runs from base 1 to 1386 and encodes 461 amino acids. Lineage: Eukaryota; Metazoa; Chordata; Mammalia; Eulipotyphla; Soricidae. Gene Ontology annotation, molecular function: protein binding; zinc ion binding. The transcript has a single exon.
AUGGCCCUGGCCGAGCUACAGGCACAGGCCCGCUGCCCGCUGUGCCAGGGGCCCCUGCGUGCGCCCCUGACCCUGGACUGCGGCCACAACUGCUGCGGCUCGUGCCUCCGGCUUCGCUGGCAGCACCUGCGGGAGCCUCUGCCCUGCCCCGUGUGUCAGCAGCGCUGUCCCCGCAAGCUGCGCGGGCCAAACAUGCAGCUGGCGCUGCUGGACGACCUGGUCAGCCAACUGCCUGGCUCAAGGCCAGAGGGACACGCGCCGGAGGCCCCAGGCCACUGUGCCGAGCACCAGCAGGCCCUGAGCCUCUUCUGCGACGACCACCUGGAGCUGCUGUGUGGUCAGUGCGCCGCCUCCGCUGCCCACCGCGGCCACCGCCUCACGCCCAUCGGCCCCGCGGCUGCUCAUCACAGGACCAAGCUCAAGUGCUACCUGGAGCCUCUGCGCAAGCAGCUGCAGGAGGCACAAGGGGACCUAGAAAAGCUAGUCUCAAAGAGACAGAAAUUGAAAGAGAAGUUGGUGAAUCAAAGGAGUGACUUAUACUUUGAGUCCGAACACUUAAAAUGUCACUUGAAAAAUGAACAGGAAGCCAUGGAAUCAAACGCACACGAGGAAAUGGAGCUGAUUACACGCUCUCUCAUGAGUUUCCAGGGCCAGCUGUCAGACUAUGGCUCCACCCUGAACAAUCUUCUGAGAGAAGCUACUGAGCAUUUUCUGCAGAGGGACCUGGACCUGUUGCAAGGAGCAGACAAGGUUCAGCUGCUGGCCAGUAGGUGUGAAAGCCUCAAGUUACCAGAACUCCUAGAGCGGCAAAUCUCCAAGCAGGUUCCCACUCUCCCCCCAUGUUACAUCGGCCUGCAGAACAUGAUCUCCAAAUUCCAGGUGGAUUUGACUCUGGAUCCUGACACUGCUCACCCCAGUCUCACCAUCUCCCCAGAUCGCAGAACUGCUCUGUAUAACUCUGGAAUUGGGAAACGCCCCUCUGUCCCUCACCCCCGGGCGUUCACCUCUCACCUUGCUGUCCUAGGAUCUCAGGGCUUUGACGCGGGCCGCCACUUCUGGCAAGUCAAAAUCCAAGGCUCAGGUGUGUGGUCCUUAGGUGUGUGCAAAGAAUCCUUCCCCAGAAAGAACCUUAUAAAGCAGAAUGUGAGCAAAGACUGCUGGAAAUUCCGACAGCCCACCUACCACACCCUGGAACACCAAAGCUCUUCCAGCCACAUUGGUGUCUUUCUGGACUUUGAAUUGGGACAGGUUUCCUUUUACAAUUUAAAUACUAGGUCCCACUUGUAUACGCUCACCGACACCUUUAAAGAAAAGCUUUGGCCCUAUUUCUUUGCCUCACCCACGUCCAUGAACUUCAGCAUGAAUCUUGUCCAAGAAGAAAGCUGA